AUGGUCUACCAGCCGCGACUAUCCCCGUUAACCGCCAGCCUUGAUGUGUCAUCACCUUCUUUUCGUAGUGAAGAAAGCAGUAACAAUCAAGAUUGGCUACGUAGAAGACAAAUAGGAAAUUAUCAAGACGAGUCUUCAUCACUCGUCGAUUCUUUUCAAUCUCCGUUUCAAGCGCGUCAAAUUUCUUCACAACCUCAGCCAACGCGUUUUACAUCAUUCCCCCUAGAACAACAAACUCAAUCAAAUAUCGCCUCAACUCCGAAGGAUGAUUUUUUAACCCGUACAAAGGCAACUUCUCAGCCGCAGAAGCAGACUCCUUUUCUCGUUCAGACACCACAACAAUCAGUAAUACGUGAAAAUGAGACCACUCUGACGCCUUCGACCUUAAAGCCCCCCAAUGUUCCAGUAUUACAGACGUCCACGCCGCAACAGAGUUUAAAUACAUUUCAGAGAUUACCUUCCCAAGGAUUUUUAACGGCGCACUCGCCCAUAACACAAAAUUCUCAAGCAUUUAAUAAUUCAUUCAGAAUUGCAAGUCAGAGUUCAACAGCUUACAUCAAUGAUCCUGGUAAAUCAGUGUAUUCCCCUGAACUGUCUGGACGUCCAAUAGGGCAGACUGAUUCAACUACAAAGCCGAAGCAAGCCGAAUCAGCACUGGUACAAACCACACCACAUCCCAAACCGAGACAGCAACAAACGUCUUCCAACCGCCCCAAGGGUUCUCCAAUUUCUUUCAUAAUUCGUGAACUUAUGAUCCAACAAGAAUUACCACGGAACAAAUACCAGGAUCUCGUGAAUAAUAACACCAAAUUAUUGUUAUACUAUCUUUGUAUCAUGUGUUUUAUAUUUUUUUUACCAUCCUUAAAAUUUCAUCGUGAAUUUGUUGAAACAACACUAGUGAAACAUUACCGUAUGAACUUAACAUCUAAAUUAAUAUACGGAGCAGAAAUUUUGGUUUUCUUAUAUUUUGCAUAUCAUCUGUGUAAAUUGGCAUACAUUAACUACCUUUGGAAACAGGAAGACACCAGGAUAAAUAUCAUAAGGGAAAAAAUAGAAAAAGAAUUGGCAGAAAGUGAGGAAGCACCAGUAACUAAUACACCAACCAGUAUCCCUGCCAACUAUCCCAAUGGAACAGGAAUCACGACUUCAACCACACCAAACUCUUCAUUUGUCCCUAAUGCCUGGUUCCCGGAUGGUACUCCCGUUCCGGUUCAAGUUCCAGUUUCUAGAUAUCGAAUAGCACCAUACGUGACUCCAACAAAAUUCAGUGAACGACUGGUUAACGUUAAGGGCGUUCCGGCGUUAUUGCCUCCAGACCCUGACCCCGACGAAGGAAUUGAAUAUUAA
This is a messenger RNA of Acaulospora morrowiae, 1347 nucleotides long. NCBI's taxonomy places the organism in Eukaryota, Fungi, Glomeromycota, Glomeromycetes, Diversisporales, Acaulosporaceae. The record is from the annotation of a GenBank genome assembly.